GCGUCAGGCGUCCACUGAAGAAAUCCGGACGAGAAGCAGCGGGACAGAGAUGGGACAAGUAGUAUUAUUGUUAUUAUCGGGAAAUUUAGACGCUAUAACAGCACGUGUGACCGCUACGACUGCGAAUAUGACAUUAGAACUCGUGUGAGCGCUUCGUCAGCUUCGUCCGUGUAGAAUAAAAGGAAAGUUUCGUGGAUUUUGAUUAGAGAGGAAACGGAGCAGGGCGGUGGGAGGGAAGGAAGAAGCGACAGUCGGUCAUCAUGGAAGGGUUUGGAUCAGCGCUGGAGAAAAACGUGGCGGAUUUAACCGUGAUGGACGUGUACGACAUAGCGGCUGUGGUGGGCCAGGAGUUUGAGCGGAUCAUAGAUCAGUACGGCUGUGAGGCGUUGGCGAGGCUCAUGCCCAAAGUGGUGCGGGUUUUAGAAAUCCUGGAGGUGCUGGUGAGCCGCAACAGCAUCAGUCCGGAGACCGAGGAGCUGCGGCUGGAGCUGGAUAAACUCCGCCUGGAGAGACUGGACCGCCUGGAGAGGGAGAAGAAACACAAAAAGGAGCUGGAGUUGGUCGAGGAUGUGUGGAGAGGUGAAGCCCAAGACUUGUUGUCACAGAUUGCCCAGCUGCAAGAGGAAAACAAGACCCUCCUCAACAACUUGUCAGUCAAAGACUGCCCAAUGACAGAGGAGGAUGUUCAGAGACAGGAAGGUAUGUCGGAAAGAGAGAGGCAAGUGAUGAAAAAGCUAAAGGAGGUGGUGGAUAAGCAGAGGGAUGAGAUUCGUGCCAAGGAUCGAGAACUGACGCUGAAGAAUGAAGACAUUGAAGCACUGCAGCAGCAGCAGAACCGGCUGAUGAAGAUUAACCACGACCUGAGGCACAAGAUCACGGUGGUGGAGGCGCAGGGCAAGGCUCUGAUCGAGCAGAAGGUGGAGCUUGAGGCGUUCGCCCAGGCCAGGCAGCAGGAGCUGGCAAGCCUGAGACAAGAGGUGACGCGACUCAGAGAGCGUCUCCAGGGCGAGACCAAAAACCCUGAAACCGAGGAGCCGCCCGCUCCACCAUCACCUGCACAGAAUUUGCUCCCCAAGCCUGUGAUAUCACACCAUCCUCCGCUGUCCUUGGCUCCACGGAACCGCCAAGUGCUUAUAGAUGAGGAUGAAGCAGAUGAAGAGGAGGAAGAGGCUGUGUUGUUAUGGGAGGCAUUGAGUGAGGAAGAAGUGGGUUUCGAUCCCAACGAUCCAAACCGACCACGCUUCACUCUGCAGGAGCUGCGAGACGUCCUGCAUGAGAGAAAUGAGCUGAAGGCCAAAGUGUUCAUGCUGCAAGAGGAAAUCGCCUAUUACAAAGGUGAAGAGCAAGAAGAUGAUGUACACCCGCCCACUCCGGACCCUUCGCCCACGCUCAGGCCCCGCUCCCGAACCGGUGCCCAGCCAGAGUCGGGCAUAAAGCGCUUGAUCUUCACAGCCAUUAUGCCGAUGGUGGCGGCUGGCUUGAUUGCAGAUGACCCCACUUUACAGCCAAUCAGACGACUUGUUUCUCUUGUUUAGCUUCUUCUCCCGGGACAAGCGGCGCAACUCGCAGAAGAGCACGGCGCAGUUCGAUGACAGCUUCAGCCCGUGGUCCCGUAAAGACGACGUGUAUACAGAGCAAGCGCAGGAAGCUUUACAGCACAUGUAACUCACAGAACACUGACGAAGCACAAAAGACCCUCUAAUCCCUUAACUUCCCAUCCCUGCGAUGUCAUGAGCAAUACAUACACUCCACUGUUACAGACACACUUCCCAGCAGGCUGAACGGAUACAGAACAGCUCGAACAUAGAUACAGCUACACGAUUCUUCCGACAUUUAUAAAAGGUUUUAAGUAGUUUUAUGUGCGCGUUUGAUUACAGAAUUACGGGAGUAUGCAGAUUAUGAUCAUGUUUGCAGUUAUGAGGCAAACCAAGGAGGCCAUGCUCAUACGCUGUGAGUAGAAUUUUCGAACAGGGCACUUUAUCAUGUUAAAUUCAAAUUGAAUAAUGAAACAAUUCCAUGCCUAAUGAAGGCAGAUCCGGAUGUACUUUCAUAAAGAACGCAAAUAAAAAGGUGGCACUUUACAGCUUUAAACCUAAAGCUUGCACAGCAACUAUGAGGGAAAAUAUGGAACAUGUACAUAAGUACAGUAUGUUGUUACUGCUAUAAUUUAAAGAAAAAAAUGAGCAUCCAGACAUUCUAGGCUCUCAUAAGAUUCCCAUCAGCAAAUGUCCAUCACCAGCUGUUCUGCAUUCUUAUGACAUGUGUGGUGCUUAUGCUGGCAGUCCUAGAGUUGUUUAGUCAAAGCAUGAAAACGCCAGCACAGUUAAAGCGACAUACUGACAAAAGCUUCUUUGUGAGCAUGGAAUCCUUGCCAGAAUCCUAGAUUUUACUCAUUAUUUAAAAUAAAUAAAUAUGCAUUCUGUGUGGUUAUUAAAAGAUUUCAGGAAUUUCCUAAUGAUGAAUGUACCACACUACAGAUCUUUAAUGGACGGUAACAAAGAAUGCUGCAUAAUUACAUCUUAUUGGCCAUUAAAAUAUUUUAUACAUCA
This is a messenger RNA of Clarias gariepinus (North African catfish), 2549 nucleotides long. It is a transcript of the gene rilpl1, whose product is annotated as Rab interacting lysosomal protein-like 1. Lineage: Eukaryota; Metazoa; Chordata; Actinopteri; Siluriformes; Clariidae. The record is from RefSeq and is a predicted model, not a curated record. Gene Ontology annotation, biological process: cilium assembly. The transcript has 9 exons. The coding region runs from base 261 to 1535 and encodes 424 amino acids. Gene Ontology annotation, cellular component: ciliary basal body; cytoplasm. Gene Ontology annotation, molecular function: protein dimerization activity.